This is a messenger RNA of Dreissena polymorpha, 2627 nucleotides long. RefSeq lists its product as uncharacterized. Lineage: Eukaryota; Metazoa; Mollusca; Bivalvia; Myida; Dreissenidae. The transcript is spliced from 3 exons. The record is from RefSeq and is a predicted model, not a curated record. Bases 303 to 1274 code for a protein of 323 amino acids.
CCAAUGAAACACUGCAAACAUAUAAACCUGACCAGGGGUUUACACUUUGUACUUUUUGUUGGAGUUUUAGUGAUGUAAUUUUCCAAAAAUAUGUCGAUUCUUCGCGAACAUUCCAUUUGGAAGGUAUAAAAGGCAGUGAUUCAUCCGACUUUCCACUCACUUCGAAAUAAGCGCUCAUUCGAAUAGAAAUAUAACACUAUCAUAAGUUUUUGUAUUGUGAUAUAAAACGAACAGUACUAUCUACAAAGUGAAUAUACGUUUGGAUUAAGGUUGGAUAGACAAGUAAAACACGAGAAACAAACAUGGGUCGAGACAACUUGUCCAUUGUGAGUUUAAACUCAGCACGACGUGGAUUUGAAUCUCUCAAUGGAAGACAGAGGACGCCUUAUCUCGAACGAAUUCUUCAGAGCUCCACCCCAGACAUUUGCUUCCUUCCAGGCGACGACAAAGCUAUCGGUCUUCAUGCAGUUGUCGGUUACCAACAGUUCCUGGUGCCAUCAGCUGACGGCACUGUACUACUAUACAACCACAAGCGCAUGUCAAUGAGACAACCCGAGGUGAACGUGAACGCGAUUGGGCCGCUGCCAGGGCUAGACCUCUGCCAGAUGGUCUGCCCAGGCGUUGAGGUGUACGCCCCCGAAGAUAAUCGUGUGGUGCGGGAGUUCUCAAUGAUUUCAUGGAAGUAUACACUUUUUACGGACUGUAAACUGCCCGAAAAGACCACACUGGCAGAAAGCAUAAUAAUAUUUGCCCAGAGACUUGCAUGGAUGUCACAGAAGCCGUUGCUGAUUGGAGGUGAGAUGCCUAUCGACCAUGGGACAUUGCAAAAUAUCGUCAGAAAGAUUUGUAAUGAUAAUCAGGAGCUGUUUCUCGCGGACAUUAGUCCCGAAAUGAAAGAGAUCGGCUACUUACCAAGUAACAUAAAGUCCUCACUACGUAAUCUCCGUCAUCUGUUUAUGAUGAAUGUUUUCCGCUGCAAUACCAGUUUCACUAAACCGCAAAAGAUUGUCCAGACGUGGAACGCUGGACCUCCAAACGCCGACUGCUUUAUCGCAUCUAAGGCGCUUGACUUGACUGAAGCACAGUUGCUUGAUGUUGAUGAUGUAAUUGGGAGAAAGAUAAAAAUUGCCAACACAGAAUGUCAGUCAAAGACAGAGACCGACGUGAAACAACCAACUCAUCGGCCAAGUUGCACAACAGCACAACACGAGUACCGUCCUACAUCAACAACCAUGACGGUUCCAGCCCGCCCACCAAAGCAUAGCGGCGGUUAAUGGUGAAGAAGCUGUCGAGUGGUCGAGUUCAACAUGUCUCAGUUUGGAAAGACAUAUCAUUAGUAAUAUCAUUACAGGUAUGUGGGUAUUGAAUAAUACCAAUUUAAAUGGUCAGCUGAUUGGGUCGGAGUUUGAUAGCAACAUCGAAUGCUGUUGUGAAUUGUGCCAUACAUAUAUAAAAUGUAGAUUUUUUUAUUUCAAUAAAAAAUGUUUUGGCUAACAAUAACAACGUCUUUUUAUUAUUUGAACAUUUGUAUCAUUUAAAACUAAAACGAUUUUUAUUGCAAUUGAUAUACAUCAAGUGAUAAAUAUUUACCUAAAUGUUGCUUUAAAAAACGCAAGAGUUUGAAUAAUGCGACUGCGAGUUAGUGUUAAAUUCACUGAUGUUAUCUGCAAAACGCUAUUAGUUCGUGUAUUUUGUAAAAUAAUAAAGCUUUUUGGUAUUAUUCCAUUUGGAAACCGAGAGCAUUAACAAGGCUCGCAAUAGUUAGAUCGGUAGAAUGAGUAAUGAAGGCGUGUGCGAGAAAUCAUUUACAUUUUUGUAAACGAAUAGAAUGUCAUUUAUAUUAUUACAUGAAUGAUCGGUAUUGUCAAUACCAGUUUGUACUUGUAUGAAGCUUGAUAUUAGUGGAGCGAUUAAAUAAUGUUGAGCUGAUUUAUAUAUGAUUGUUAAAUUUGAAAUACAAAAUAAAAUUGGAAAACAUAAUGAACAUUUAUCCACAUUAACGUUUCUUGAAAAGUGUUAGGGUUUUAAUAAUACGACUGCACAUACGUGUUUCAUUCAUUUAGUUGUAGUCAUCUGUAUAACGGUAUUAUGUUGUGGACGUUGACAAUAUUGUAAAGCUUUUAGGUACUGUUCUACCGAGAAACCGAGAGCAGCAUUAACCAGGCUUGCGAAACUUUCAACGGUACUCGUAAUAUUGCUAUUGACAAUGAGCUGAUACAAUAGUUAGGAAAUCAGGCAUUCAUGCAUAAAAUAUUUGUUCAUAGCGAAUGAGUUAUGAAGGCUUGUACGAUAAAUCAUUUACAUUUUUUGUAAAUGAAUGGGCUAAGCAUGACAUGUACGUCGGGUAGUAGUUUGUUUAUUUAUUUAUUUAUUUUCAUUAGCUAUCAAAUUACAUGGAUAAGAGAUACCGUCAAUGCCAGGUCGUACUCUUAUGAACUUGAUAAACCAGAUAACAGUAUUACUAUAUAUAAUGAUAAGAUUGUUGUUUAUUUAUGUAUUAUUGUUAUAUGGUAAAUUAAACUAUAUGAUAAGAGAACAUUGUUUUGCUUAUGUAUAAAUGUAAAUUCCUAUACAUUUUUAUUUAUGUAUGAUUGUUAUAUUGUAAAUAAACCUAUAUGAUUAGACAA